Molecule: messenger RNA, 1871 nt
Organism: Rhinolophus ferrumequinum (greater horseshoe bat)
Lineage: Eukaryota; Metazoa; Chordata; Mammalia; Chiroptera; Rhinolophidae
Gene: TTI2
Product: TELO2 interacting protein 2
Exons: 8
Coding region: 186-1712 (508 amino acids)
Cellular component (GO): cytosol; nucleoplasm; centrosome
Source: RefSeq, a predicted model, not a curated record
CGGAGUUGAUGCCGUAUAGGCGGAAGCUAGUCUUGUGCUUUGCGGCAACCACGUUAGCUCGGGCGGGAUCCUGAUAGGCACAGGGUGUGCGGGAAGGGCUGCUAGUGCCGGUAAUCGUCGGAUCCCGUCCCGCCUUCAUCUUCGUUCUCGGGGGUAGACCAGCCAUCACAGCCGCAGUCUGAGGAAUGGAGCAGGACAGCUCUAGGGAAUCCCCAUCGCGGGAGGAUUCUUCCUUGCCUGGAGAGUGGCAUUCUGCCGACCUCGGGCAGGCCUUCUCCCAGAUUUUGCACCAUCUUACCGGCCAGGAGUUCACACGGGGCAAGGCCAGAAAUGCAGCUCUUCAGGACCUCAGUGCUCUCAUAGAUGCCACAGAGUGUGAUCAAUUGUUUGAGGGCAGUGGCACAUCGCUCCGCGGAAUGCCUGAGAUGCUAGGGCAUGUGGCAAAAACCGUGGAGAAAUAUGCGGCCCCACCCAAGGAGCAGGAAGGUAGAAGUGAUCGUCACUCUGCAGUGGCCGAGAAAGCGGCAGCAGUUGGGGUACUGUUUCUUAAGCUAUUGAGGAAAGUUGAGGCUGCCAAGAAUUCCUUGGUUUAUCCGGCCUGGAAGACAGGCCUACGUCAUUUGGCGGGACCCAUCUAUAUUUUUGCCGUCACACACAGCUUGGAGCAACCAUGGACCAGCCCAAGAUCUCAGACUGUUGCUGGAGAGGUACUCACCUUACUGCUUCAAGUUACUGAGUGUGGGUCUGUCGCAGGAUUCCUCCGUGGAGAAAAUGAAGAUGAGAAAGGGCAAUUUACUGUGAUAAUGGGGCUUCUUAAGCCUGAUUUGAAUAAGGAGUCCUGGAAGAAUAACCCUGCCACCAAACAUGUUUUCUCAUGGACUCUGCAGCAGGUCACUCGACCCUGGCUGAACCAACAUCUAGAAAGGAUACUUCCCCCAUCAUUGCUCAUCUCAGACGACUAUCAAACUGAGAACAAAAUUCUGGGUAUAGACUGCCUCCAUCACAUUGUGCUUAAUGUGCCAGCUGCUGAUUUGCUCCAGUAUAACAGGGCUGAGGUCCUAUAUCAUGCCCUUUUCAACCACCUGUACACACCAGAGCACCACCUUAUUCAGGCUGUGCUCCUGUGUCUGCUGGAUUUAUUCCCCGUCUUGGAGAAAGCCCUGCACUGGAAGGGAGAUGCAGCUCGACCCACCACGCACUGUGAUGAGGUUCUGCAGCUGAUCCUGACCCACAUGGAGCCAGAGCACCGCCUUCUCUCACGCAGGACCUAUGCGAGAAACCUACCAGCUUUCGUGAAGAGGUUGGGGAUCCUAACUGUGCGCCACUUGAAGAGGCUGGAGCGAGUCAUCCUUGGUUAUCUGGAGGUUUAUGAUGGACCAGAAGAGGAAGCCAGAUUGAAGAUAUUAGAAACCCUAAAACUUCUCAUGCAGUAUACUUGGCCCAGAGUUUCCUGUAGACUUGUGGUCUUAUUGAAGGCUCUUUUGAAACUUAUAUGUGAUGUAGCAAGGGAUCCAAACCUUACACCUGAGCCUGUUAAGAGCGCCUUGUUAGAGGAGGCCACAGACUGCCUGAUUCUCCUGGACCACUGUUCUCAAGGACAAGUGAAGAGUCUUCUGGCCAAAAUUCUCCAAAGCUGUGAAGACAGCAAGGUGGCAAACUAUAUCAGGAAAGUGCAGCAGGUUUCUGAAGGCACUCCCUGUGAUGGAACUUAAGAUUUGUGUUACUUUCCUGAAGAGAAAAGGAUUUUUUUGGUAUAAAUGGAAUUAUUUAAGAAAAAAGGUAUUUUUAUACCGAACAUUUUAAUUUAAAUUGUUUUCCUUCUUUUUUCUUUUUUCCUUUUGUUCUCAUAGAAGUAUUGAAAGGAGAACAGA